Setaria italica (foxtail millet) is the source of this 2302-nucleotide messenger RNA. RefSeq names its product zeaxanthin epoxidase, chloroplastic. The transcript is spliced from 16 exons. Gene Ontology annotation, molecular function: protein binding; FAD binding. Lineage: Eukaryota; Viridiplantae; Streptophyta; Magnoliopsida; Poales; Poaceae. The coding region runs from base 93 to 2000 and encodes 635 amino acids. The record is from RefSeq and is a predicted model, not a curated record.
CGAUCUCCACUCUGCCGCUGCAAAUACCCUUCAUCUUCCCCUGCGCCGAUCGCCCUUGUGUGCGCCAACAUUCCGGGCUCCAUUCCGCCACCAUGGCUAGCCCUUCAACGGCGGUCUCGCUCCCCUCCGCGGCCUCCUGCCGCGCCCGGACAGUGCUCGCGCUCCCCACCCCAUCCGCGCCGCGGCGGCGCAGCCCUGGCGGCCGCGCGAGGCUCGUCACCACCGCGGCAAUGCCGGCUCCGGAGCCCAAUAAGGCGCGCGUCCUGGUGGCUGGCGGCGGCAUUGGCGGGCUGGCGUUCGCGCUCGCCGCCAAGCGGAAGGGGUUCGAGGUGCUGGUGCUGGAACGGGACGUGAGCGCCGUCCGCGGGGAAGGGAGAUACCGCGGCCCGAUCCAGCUGCAGAGCAACGCGCUCGCGGCGCUCGAGGCCAUCGACGCGGCCGCGGCCGACGAGGUCAUGGACGCCGGCUGCGUCACGGGGGACCGCGUCAACGGCAUCGUCGACGGCGUCUCCGGCUCCUGGUACAUCAAAUUCGAUAUGUUCACUCCUGCAGCUGAGCGAGGGCUGCCCGUCACAAGGAUCAUCAGCCGCAUGACGCUACAACAGAUUCUUGCUCGUGCGGUUGGUGAUGAUGCUAUAUUGAAUGAAAGCCACGUUGUCGAUUUUAUAGAUGAUGGCAACAAGGUAACUGCCAUAUUGGAGGAUGGUCGAAGAUUUGAAGGUGAUCUUUUGGUUGGAGCCGAUGGAAUAUGGUCAAAGGUGAGGAAGAAGCUAUUUGGGCAUUCAGAACCCACUUAUUCAGGUUACACAUGCUACACGGGAGUUGCAGACUUUGUGCCUCCUGAUAUUGACACAGUUGGGUUUCGAUUAUUUCUUGGUCACAAUCAAUACUUCGGCUUUUCAGAUGUUGGUGCUAGUAAAGUGCAAUGGUAUGCUUUUCACAAAGAAGUGGCUGGAGGAACUGACCCUGAAAAUGGCAAAAAGAAAAGAUUGCUCGAGAUAUUCAGCGGCUGGUGUGACUUUGUUGUAGACCUGAUCAAUGCAACUGAAGAGGAAGCCAUUCUUCGCCGAGAUAUAUAUGACCGUCCGCCAAUUAUGAAUUGGGGAAGAGGUCGUGUGACCUUGCUUGGUGAUUCUGUCCACGCUAUGCAGCCAAAUCUGGGCCAAGCUGGCUGCAUGGCUAUUGAGGAUGGUUACCAGCUGGCUGUAGAGCUUGAGAAUGCUUGGCAGGAGAGCGUCAAUUCUGGAACUCGUGUGGAUAUAGUUUCUGCCCUGAAGCGUUACGAGAAAGAAAGAAGGCUGCGUGUUGCUAUUAUACAUGGAUUCGCAAGAAUGGCAGCAAUCAUGGCUACCAUUUAUACACCAUAUUUGGGUGUUGGUAUGGGACCUUUAUCGUUCUUGACCAAGUGGAUCAAAUUCUCCAUCAAGUACGGAGUGGACAUGAUGCUGAGCUGGGUGCUUAGUGGCAACAGCUCAAAGCUAGAAGGAAAACCUUUGAGCUGCCGACUUUCUGACAAGGCAAAUGACCAGCUUUAUCGAUGGUUGGAGGAUGACGAUGCAUUGGAAGAAGCCAUGUGUGGAGAGUGGUACCUCUUCCCCGCAAGCGGAGGAAACAACACUAGCUUGCAACCCGUUCGUUUAUUCAGGAAUGAACAAUGGUCACUCUCUGUUGGGAGCCAGUCAGAUCACUGUGACUACGGGUCUUCCCUAUCAUUGUCCUUGCCACAGAUAUCACAAAGGCAUGCUACCAUCACGUGCAAGAAUAAGGCUUUCUAUGUGACUGAUCUCGGAAGCGAACAUGGUACAUGGAUUACCGACAAUGUAGGUAGACUUAGCCGCGUGCCACCGUACCUCCCAGUUCAUUUCCAUCCCUCUGAUGUCAUUGAGUUCGGUUACGAUAAGAAGGCCAUGUUCCGGUUGAAGGUUUUGAACACACUCCCAUAUGAAUCCGCAAGAAAAGGGAAGCAGCAGCUGCAGCAGCAAGUUCUUCAGGCUGCAUGAAUGGAGACACUAGCCACCACUCCUGACGUCAUCAUCAGCCAAUACAUAUACUUUACAGCAUACAGUAAACACGCGAUACUGCAUCACUGCAUCAGGGAAAGGUGAUAGAAGAUACGUAGACCAGAUGUGAUUUUUGCAUCCAUCUAGAUGCCAAAAGGGAUUUUACAUACUAGCAGCAGCUCUACGAAGAAGAGCUGAGUAGUACAGUAGGCAUAAGCAAUUUAGCUAUUGCGGGACUCUGUGUAUUGUGUCCCAUCAAAUAAAACAUUAUACAUUUAUACCCCGAGAAGGCAUCACUGUAA